Messenger RNA from Parnassius mnemosyne (clouded apollo), 222 nucleotides. The record is from the annotation of a GenBank genome assembly. NCBI's taxonomy places the organism in Eukaryota, Metazoa, Arthropoda, Insecta, Lepidoptera, Papilionidae.
UUGGUUUGCCGAUGCUAUAAACUUCUUACAGUGGAUUUCAUUUAUUACGACCUUGGUUGUAGUGACCAUUUAUCUAUAGCGACGUUAAAUCUAAGUCCAUUGAAUUUAAAGCAUAUUUUAGCAGAGACCACUUCUUUCCACUUGCUACGAUCCUUACUUGUUUCGCUUCGUCCACUUUCAUUAUUCUCUUCAUACAUGCUCUACGGUUUAGGGUGCUUUUGA